Messenger RNA from Pseudocercospora fijiensis CIRAD86, 1172 nucleotides. RefSeq lists its product as uncharacterized. The record is from RefSeq and is a predicted model, not a curated record. Gene Ontology annotation, molecular function: transaldolase activity. Gene Ontology annotation, cellular component: intracellular anatomical structure; cytoplasm. The coding region runs from base 83 to 1057 and encodes 324 amino acids. NCBI's taxonomy places the organism in Eukaryota, Fungi, Ascomycota, Dothideomycetes, Mycosphaerellales, Mycosphaerellaceae. Gene Ontology annotation, biological process: pentose-phosphate shunt; carbohydrate metabolic process; pentose-phosphate shunt, non-oxidative branch. The transcript has 3 exons.
CUCGGGCCUGAAGAACACCACCAACACUCCAUCACAUCAACACCAAUUCCUCCCAUUUCAGUCUGAACACUACAGAGCAAUCAUGACUUCCUCUCUUGACCAGCUGAAGGCCACCGGCACUGUCGUUGUCUGCGACUCUGGCGACUUUGCCACCAUCGACAAGUACAAGCCGCAAGACGCGACAACCAACCCAUCCUUGAUCCUCGCUGCCUCGAAGAAGGAGGACUACGCCAAGCUCAUCGACGAUGCGGUCGAGUACGGCAAGAAGCACGGUAGCUCCAUUGAAGAGAAGGUUGAUGCGACAUUGGACAAUCUCCUCGUGCAGUUCGGCAAGGAGAUCUUGAAAAUUGUCCCAGGCAAGGUCUCGACAGAGGUUGAUGCCAAACUCUCCUUCGACAAGAAGGCCUCGGUUGAGAAGGCUCUGCACAUCAUUGAGCUCUACAAAGAGCAGGGUAUUGACAAGUCUCGCGUCUUGAUCAAGCUUGCUUCGACAUGGGAGGGCAUCCAAGCUGCCCACGAGCUCCAGACCAAGCACGGCGUCAACUGCAACCUGACUCUCAUGUUUUCUAUCGUCCAGGCGAUCGCUGCCGCCGAAGCCGGUGCAUUCCUUAUCUCUCCGUUUGUUGGCCGCAUCCUUGAUUGGUACAAGGCCAACACGAAGCAAGAGUACACCAAGGAGAACGACCCGGGUGUCAAGUCUGUGCAGCAGAUCUUUAACUACUACAAGAAGUACGACUACAAGACCAUUGUCAUGGGUGCAUCCUUCCGCAACGUUGGAGAGAUCACUGAGCUUGCUGGCUGCGACUACCUCACAAUUGCUCCAAACCUCCUUGAGCAGCUGUACAACAGCCAAGAGCCUGUGCCACAGAAGCUGAAGGCUUCGGAUGCCUCUGCGCUCAACAUCGAGAAGAAGAGCUACCUUCACGACGAGGCCGCUUUCCGCUUCGACUUCAACGAGGAGACCAUGGCUGUACACAAGCUUUCCGAGGGUAUUAGCAAGUUCGCUGCGGAUGCUGUCACAUUGAAGGACAUCCUCAGGAAGAAGAUUGGCGCAUAGAACACUAUGAUUGAAUGAUGUUUCCUUAGCGAUGGGGUAGCUUGAAUUCCAGCUCCAAAAUGCAUAGAGGUGUUUAGGUCGUGCCAAUGCCAAGAAGUAAGAAACGCUUCCGACC